AUGUCUUUCAAUCAACCAGACAUCCCAUUGAAAAUAACCGUCAUUGGCGCUGGUAUGGCCGGUCUCUCAUCGGCAAUAGCACUCUCAGACAUAAACCCCGACCACCAGAUUACAGUCCUAGAAUCCAACGCCUCCCUCAGCGAGCUUGGCGCUGGACUGCAACUCUUCCCAAACAGCACUCGCAUCCUACACAAAUGGGGCCUAACCCCAUCCCUGGAAAAAGUCGCCUUCCAAUCCUCCCACAUAUCCGUCCGCCGCUGGAAAGAUAAUACCGAACUAGCCUUCAACAUGAACAAUCCUACUAGCACAUGGCUCUACGGCUGGCCCCAAUUGCAGAUCUACCGACCAGACCUGCAGCAAGCACUCUUCGAGCGUGUACAACAACUGCACAACGUGUCCGUUUUAUUCGGCAAGUCCGUUGUACACGUGGACCACGAGACGGGCACUGUCCAUAUGUCAGACGAUGAGAUCUUCGAGGCGGAUCUCACAGUUGCAGCUGAUGGGAUCUGGUCCCGGACCAGGCGAUGCCUGCCGGCGUCGAAGGAUGUGGCCCCCACCCCAUAUCGGGAACAUAACUACCGCGCUGUGAUUCCGCGGUUACGGAUGCUCUCUAAUCCUAUUACUGCGCCGCUUAUGGCUUCCCCGGAGGCGAAGUCGUGGGUAGGGCCCGGCGCUUUUGUGUUGGGGUAUACGGUUGCCUCGAGCGAGUUGUAUAAUCUUGUUAUCGGUGUCCCACGACCGAGCGAAGGGAUGCCCCUGGGGUCGUGGAAUCACCCUGCCGAUGUUGAGAAGAUGCGCGGGCUUGUGUCAGAGUGGUGUGAGGAAGUGCGAGCAUUGGCCUCCCUCGUUCAAGAGGGGGAAUGCGUUUCCUGGACAUUAGGUGAGGUCGCUCCUAUUCCCAGCUAUGUCAGUACGUCUGGGAGAGUAGCGCUGGUUGGGGACGCGGCGCAUGCUCUUCUUCCUCAUGCUGCGCAGGGGGCGGGAAUGGCGAUUGAGGAUGCGGCGAGUCUGGCGGAGUUUGUUGGAUAUUUGAGGUCGACGGAAGAUCUGCCGAAGGUGAUGAGUGCGUGGAGCCGGUUUAGACAGGCUCGCGUGGAGCACUUGCGCAGCAUCAGCCGUGGCAAUGCCAGUGAUAUGACUCUUCCGGAUGGCGAAUGUCAGAUCGCGCGAGAUGUGAAAUGGAAAGCUAUUCGCGAUAUGCAGCGGGCGCAGUUGGCCGAGCUUGGACUUGAGAAGGUUAGAGAGAAGGUAAUCAGGGAGAGACCGGCGCCUGAUCUAGCUUGUAAAAGCACGUUUGAGCCCGGUGGUAGAAUGUGGGUCAAUGGGUUUGAUGUGAGUGAGGAGAGUCGGAAGUUCUGUCGCGAACAUCUUGGACUUGAAUUGUCCCGCAAACUCUAA
Molecule: messenger RNA, 1398 nt
Organism: Penicillium mononematosum
Lineage: Eukaryota; Fungi; Ascomycota; Eurotiomycetes; Eurotiales; Aspergillaceae
Product: FAD-dependent oxidoreductase
Exons: 1
Coding region: 1-1398 (465 amino acids)
Biological process (GO): secondary metabolite biosynthetic process
Molecular function (GO): monooxygenase activity; FAD binding
Source: RefSeq, a predicted model, not a curated record